AAGAUGUACCUCGAAGAUAACUAUGACUGUGUGCAACAUACAAACAGUUUAAGAGAAUUUCCCAAAGAACCCGUCUCUAAACGGCAGAAUACAAAAGUGUCAGAAAAAGGGUUUUCUCCGCAGGAAUCAAAUUUUAAAAGGGACGAUCGUCAAGCAGACGACAUCCAGUGCCACCCCGCGAAACAGCAGACACCAAACAGCCAAAUUAUGAAAUCUACACAACAUGACAACCUAGACAAGAACAUUACAGAUAUCUGCCCAAAGUCACAAGCUACUUGCACUCGGCAAAUCAGUGAAAAGUUAAUGAAAGAAGAUAUAAGAAAUGUUGGCAGACAAGAAGAAAAUAAAGAAAGGAUUUUUCACCAGCGCAUAUCGCGCUGUUCUUGCUUGUUUUGGAAUUGAAAGUGGCAGAAAAUA
Molecule: messenger RNA, 417 nt
Organism: Ruditapes philippinarum (Manila clam)
Lineage: Eukaryota; Metazoa; Mollusca; Bivalvia; Venerida; Veneridae
Exons: 2
Coding region: 4-402 (132 amino acids)
Source: RefSeq, a predicted model, not a curated record